Messenger RNA from Dibothriocephalus latus, 447 nucleotides. Lineage: Eukaryota; Metazoa; Platyhelminthes; Cestoda; Diphyllobothriidea; Diphyllobothriidae. The record is from the annotation of a GenBank genome assembly.
UUACAAGUGCGCAAACCCGCAGCAUGCUUUAAAACCGCGGAUGCUGAUCCGGUUAAUCUUUUGGCUACCGUCGAGUCAAUUCUCAAAAACUCCCAGGAACCGGACGAUACGAAGCACCUCAUCCGACCGCAGGUUAUGUCCUUAAUUUUAACGCAUAAAUCACGGGUGUCAAUUUCGAGGGCGGAUCAGGACGCCAUCAAGACACUGAAUGCUGGCAGGAGCAUCGUAGUAUUGCCAGCUAACAAGAGGCGCUCCACAGUUGUACUUGAUAAGGCUGAAUACCUCCGAAGGGCCAAAGUUCUGCUCGGUGACCCCAAUGCCUACCGCCAGUGCGAUAGAGAUGCGAUGAAGAAGCUAGUGACACAACUCAACACGGCACUCGUGGGACUGCAGAAUAACGGUGCCAUUUCAAAAAUCGAACGACUAAAUAUAAAACCAAGCGUUUAA